AUGACCCAGUUACGAGUUCUCAUAUCGGGCGGUGGAAUUGCCGGUCCCGCUGCUGCUUUCUGGCUCUCGCGGCUCGGUCACUCAUGUACCGUUCUCGAGCGGUUCCCCUCGCUGCGUACGGGUGGCCAGCAAAUCGACAUCAGGGGACAGGGUAUCGAAGCCGCAAAGCGCAUGGGGAUACUUAACCAAAUCCGAAAACAUGCUGUCGAUGAAGGUGGAUUACAGUAUGUGGACAUGCAUGGGAACCAGAAAGCCUUGCUGGAGCGAAACGACUCUGGUAAAGGCAGACAGUCUUUCACCAGUGAGUAUGAGAUUAUGAGAGGCGACCUUUGCAAGAUCAUAUACGAUGCGGCAGAGGGAAGAACACAAUACCGGUUUGGAACGUCAGUCGAGAGUUUUGAGAAUGUCGGCGACAAGGUCAAUGUGAAACUCACUGGGGGAACCACCGAGACCUACGACUUGCUCAUUGCAGCCGACGGCCAAGGAUCAAGAUUACGACGGAAAAUGUUUCAAGACGAGCCCGAGUCAACUUAUACACGCUAUCUCGGCUUGAAUGGGUGCUUCUAUGGUCUCCCACGGAAGCCUGGCGAUCCUAAUCUGGCGACAGUGUAUAGCGCACCGGGUCGAAGAGUCAUGUCGACACGCUGGCAUAGCAAAGACAGGGGGCAAGCGUAUCUUUUGACCAUGUCCCAUGACAAGGAGUUUGAAGAGGUCAUGAAAAAAGAUGUUGACUCCCAGAAGAAGCUUUUCAGCGAGAUAUUUCAGGAUGCUGGGUGGCAGGCUCCCCGGCUCAUCGAGGCCAUGAACGAAGCCGACGACUUCUACGCCCAGCCUGCCGUGCAAAUAAAGACGAAAACUUGGUUCAAGGGUCGAGUUGUCCUGCUUGGAGAUGCUGGAUAUGCACCAUCACCAUUGACGGGCGUGGGUACGACACUCGCCCUAAUAGGGGCCUGUGUCCUCAGCGGAGAGAUUGCAAGAAACAGCCACAACAUACCCAAGGCACUGGAGGCGUACGAGACUACUUUACGACCGUAUGUAGAGCAGUCUCAGAAGCUGCCACCUUUUGUGCCGGGGAUAGCGUAUCCCAAGUCUGCUCUUGGUAUCAAGAUUUCAUACUCGUUGUUGGCGUUGGUGACUAAGUUGAAGAUUGACAAGGCCCUUCUCUCAAUCUUGCCAGAGAAUAGGGGGUCUUGGAGGAUUCCGGAGUAUCGAGAACUCGAGGGUUUCGAGGCACGGGAGUUGUAA
Messenger RNA from Fusarium keratoplasticum, 1245 nucleotides. RefSeq names its product FAD-binding-3 domain-containing protein. The transcript has a single exon. NCBI's taxonomy places the organism in Eukaryota, Fungi, Ascomycota, Sordariomycetes, Hypocreales, Nectriaceae. Bases 1 to 1245 code for a protein of 414 amino acids. Gene Ontology annotation, molecular function: FAD binding. The record is from RefSeq and is a predicted model, not a curated record.